Molecule: messenger RNA, 1242 nt
Organism: Psylliodes chrysocephalus
Lineage: Eukaryota; Metazoa; Arthropoda; Insecta; Coleoptera; Chrysomelidae
Source: the annotation of a GenBank genome assembly
GUGGACGUCUUCUCCGUCGGCCUAUUCUUGGAGAUGGUGGUGGGGCGUUUGGGAGGCCGAGGAGCGCCCGCUAAGGAGGCGCGUAUCCGACGCAUUGUAAACUGAUAGCACCUCCACGAUUGAAAUUUCUAACGGGCAGCUUUAGUCGCUCCGAAACCGUGUGUCGUGUCAACGGGUAACUCGUACUUUCUUUUUUGAGUUUUUUUUCGUUUGAUCCGUCAGCGCGCAACAAAAACCAUUCACCAUGGACGCGAUCAAGAAGAAAAUGCAAGCGAUGAAGCUUGAAAAAGACAACGCUUUAGAUCGCGCUGCGCACAAUGAACAACUCGCCAAAGAUGCCAACCUCCGCGCAGAAAAGGCUGAAGAAGAAGCCCGUUCCCUCCAAAAGAAGAUCCAAGCCAUUGAAAAUGAUCUCGAUCAAACACAGGAACAACUCACACAAGUCAAUGGAAAACUUGAAGAAAAAGAAAAAGCCCUCCAAAACGCUGAAUCAGAAGUAGCCGCCCUCAACCGUCGUAUCCAACUUUUGGAAGAAGACUUGGAACGUUCGGAAGAACGUUUGGCCACCGCCACCGCCAAAUUGGCCGAAGCCUCAGCAGCCGCCGACGAAAGCGAAAGGCAACGGAAGGUAUUAGAAAAUCGUUCCCUGGCCGAUGAGGAGCGUAUGGACGCUCUGGAAAAUCAACUCAAAGAGGCCCGUUUCUUGGCAGAAGAAGCCGACAAAAAAUACGAUGAGGUAGCUCGUAAAUUGGCCAUGGUUGAAGCUGAUUUGGAACGUGCUGAAGAACGUGCCGAAACUGGUGAAUCCAAAAUCGUAGAACUUGAAGAAGAACUUCGCGUCGUAGGUAACAACUUAAAAUCUCUUGAAGUAUCAGAAGAAAAGGCCAACCAACGCGAAGAAGAGUACAAAAACCAAAUUAAGAACUUGACCACCCGUCUAAAGGAGGCUGAAGCCAGAGCCGAAUUCGCAGAACGUUCUGUACAGAAACUACAGAAGGAGGUCGACAGACUAGAAGAUGAAUUGGUGGCGGAAAAGGAGCGCUACAAGGAAAUUGGAGACGAUUUGGAUACUGCUUUCGUCGAGCUUAUCCUUUAAGUUUUUCUUACUUAAUUUCUUUUUAAUCUGGUCCUGUAUUCGCGAUGUUUGCACGGCUUUGAUAUUCGGCGACUCAAUAUCUAAAUUCACAAGAGGGAGAACAUAUUUAAUUUUCGGGGGAAAAUACAGGCCCUUUCUUUUUGACG